AUGAGUAAAAGCAAAGGCAAGGGCCGUCUCGCCAGCAGUGGCAGCGCCGCUUUUGCCAGUGCCGGGCGCAGUGGCUUUGGCGGCGCAUUCUCGACUUCCUCCACCACGAACCUGUCCUACCUCUCCGAAAUCCCAGACUUCUCGAGCAUAUCAGACGCCAAUGUCGUCGUUUCUUUCAAGAACGUCCUCAAGAAGGACAGCACUACAAAGGCAAAGGCGCUGGAAGACCUCUUGCAAUAUGCCUUAGAACACCCUUACGAGCAGGGCGGCGGCGUGGAGGAAGCUGUCCUCGAUGCAUGGGUUCAAUUGUAUCCUCGUACCUCAAUAGACAACUCGCGCCGCGUCCGCGAGCUCAGCCACUCACUGCAGCUCGAUCUGAUGAAGUCGGCACGAAAGCGUAUGGAGAAACGCCUGACGAAGAUCAUCGGAGCCUGGUUGGCCGGCACCUUCGACAAGGACCGCAUCGUCGCCCGCGCAGCUUCCGAUGGGCUCUCGUCCUUCCUCACCACCGAAGAGAAGACCCGACAGUUGUGGAGGAGGUGUCAGCCUCAGAUCUUGGAAUACGCGACCGACGCCGCCAAAGAAACCCCCGAUACCCUGAGCGACGAGCGAUCCACCUCGAAGGACGACGCAGAUGCAAAAUACUACAGGGUGCUCAGUGGAGCGUUGUCGGUGGUGCUGGGACUGUUGCAGAAGCUUGACAGCGAAGAUGUCGCCAAGAGCCAGGAUGACUAUGACAACUUCUUCUCUGUGGAAGCAGUGUGGGCGAGCAUCACCGCGCCGGAUCCCCAUGCGAGGAGGACGGUCUUGCAAAUGAUUCUACUUCUCCUCGAGAAGCAUGAGAGCUUCCUCGCCGCCCACCUGCCUCGGACCGGCAAGUAUCUCAUUGCGGAGGGGCUGAAGAGCAGUCAGAUUGGCUCCGCCAUGGAUUUCGUCAAGGUCCUUACCAUCAUGACCGAGCGGCAUCCUGAGAUCUGGGGCGAGAAGAAGCAGCCAUUCAUGCGACUCCGCCCACUCCUCGAAAAGGGUUCACAAGGUAGCCCGGCGACCGCGGCAGGCAAUUACUGGAGAUCGCUGGACCAGCUGCUUGCUGUCAUACCGCAAAAGACAGUAACUGCAGAAGCAGCUGCAGAAGUCAUCAAAGCGCUGCGGAGUGGGAUCUGCGGACGAGAAGAACCGAGAGCGAAUGCCGUGGAUGCAUGGACCGUGUACCUGACGACGAUCCGACGACUUGCUGACAUCGUGGAAGGCGACGGGGCACAAGUCAAGCUCUUCCGGGACCAGGUCUACCCCCUAAUCGACCACUACAUGCAUCCGAGCCCUGACAGGUCUGCGUGGACUGGCGGGACACACCUUGCAGUCCUGUCGCGUGCCUUUCUUCUCGUCUCCCGAUCGCCGCAUCCGGAUGCAGCCUCAUCAUUUGAAGCCGAGUGGGCACGGCUAGCCCAGCACCUCGUCGCAAAGAUGUCCAACUCCCUUCCGGAAGUCUCAAAGGACUAUCAGAAGUCCCAGUCGGAGCUUGCAGAGGAGGGUGGUCGAUGGUUCGCUCUAGUGGAAGCCAUCCAUCAGGACUUGAGCAAGAUCCCUAGCUCGGCAGGUAAGGGACCAGGUUCGAGUGACCUUGUCGAUGUUCCCUCCAUCAAGAUUCUCGAAGCGGCGUUGGACCUUCUCGAAAAGCGGAACUACAAACCGUUCGGAGCUGCAGCGAUUCUGAGCGCGGCAUUCACGCGCACACCUUCACUGAUGGAGGAGAAAGGCAAGGCUGUGGCAGUCAACAUCUUCCCACUGGACGACCCCGACCAAGUCAGCCGCUUGCUUGCUUCACCAUCAGUGUCAUACCUUUUGACGGCGCUGGAUGCACUCGGCCGUACGAAGACGCUUACGGAUCAGUACACCUCCGCGUGGAAAACUGCUGUUCGCUCUCUCGUCAAUCAAAGCGCAGACACAGAUAUUUCAAACCACAUCACACAGUUGCUUGCCAACCAGACGGCCACGCCUUUGGCUCGCGACUGCCAGCCGCUUCAAGCCUAUCUUCAAAGUCAGCUAUUACAAUGCGCUUCAGGAAAGGUCGAUUCAUGGUCGCUCUUUGAAACCUCGUUUACCUUUGACAGCCUAUUGCCAGCAACGAGUGAAGCCUUGGUAGGAAGCAUCGUGGCCGCCUUCGGGAAAGCUGGAUCAAGUACGGAAUCAUUAGCGAGAUCUCUGCAGAUCAUCGCAGCGAAGAAACCCGAGCUUCUUUCUGGAGAUGCGGUGCAUCUUGACCUAGUCGCGAAGCUUCUGGCGGCUAUGGAAGUUGCGGAUAGCUCUGCAAAAGUCAGUCUUGCCACGUUGAGGACAUUGGUAGAGAAAUCACCCACGGCAGAGGGAGAAAUGCCGAUGGUCAAGAUCAUACAGGACAACCUCGAUGACGUCGGCCCGGGGUCCCUGGAGAUUGAAACCUUGGUUGAGCAGGCCCUCAGUGUCAGCAAGCAAGAUUCAGUGGAGCCUGACAGCCUCCUUCCCAACACCAAUGUCUGGAUGGACGAGCUUCUCGGGGUUCUCGAUGAGCUCGACCUUUCUCUCUCUCUUACCAGUAACCUCGGUGAUGCUUACUUCCUGGCGCAAGGAACGAGAGCCCGGCCAGCACAGAUCAAACGUGACCGCAAUGGUUACUCAAUACCGAUUAGAAUGGCCAUGUAUGCCACACGUAUGCUUACGUCCGGGUUUCAGCUAUCGUCUUUGCCUCAGAGCCUGCAGGUUGAGCUGAUCUACUUGUUGUAUCUGGUGGCUGAAAUCGGAUCGGAUCAAGUAGCGAUAGCUACCAAUAACAAACUCUGGAGCUCCCUGGCGCAGCCUGACAGUCUGGCCGAUGCGGAAGACCUGAUCUCGGAGACUCGCAAAGUGCUAAAUGCGGUGAUUGGCGCUGCGUUAAAGGCACCCGAGGGCGAAGCUCUGGUCGAUGGAGUUGUGAACAUCAUGAUUUCGCAGUGCACGCAGCUUGCUCCGAUUGCUGUCUACAGCGCCAGAGCAUUGAGUCUCGUCUUCCAAUCUCUGAUUGAGGACCGUGGGUUUACGUCGAAGGAGGAGGCACGCAUUACGAAUCUUGACAUAAUGAAAGCGACUCCUUCGACUGUCAUGGCAGCAGCAGCGGUGUUUUCUGGCUAUGGCGAGAUGCUCGCAUCAUCCAAAAUGAUCAGCACCCUCUGCAAUAGGCUCGUUAGCGACGUGGCCGGAGCAGACGCUUCUUCUCCAAAGACCCUGCUGGUGCUUGUCCUGCUCAAUGCCUGCAUGUCGGUGUACGAGGUCGGCGAGUUGCCUGUGGCGAACAAUCGUCUAGUCUUUGCAGUGCGGCAGAUCACGGGAUGGUUUGACGAGCCGGAGAAAUUAAGCGCCAAGCUGGCUGUGGAGAGCUGCCGAUCACUACAGCGACUACUGCCGUGCAUCAAAGAUGUCUACGGUCCUUACUGGGAGAAGACGGUAGAAUUUUGUCUCUCCCUCUGGACCAAGGCUGCCCAGGACCAGCAGAGCACUCGCCUGCCAUAUAUCCACGCUUCUCUCAAGCUACUGUCUACCCUGGACUCCAUCCACGAACCAAAUGACGACCUCGAGGAAGCGUUGCAGAGCCUCGCAGAGCUGAGGUCUGCCGGUAUGAUCAAUCUUCUUGGUCUCGUCAGCGACCGGGCUACGCAGCCCCAAGAGAUUGUCGACACGAUACUUUGCCGCCAAGUGGAGAAGAUCCCUCUAGAACACAUCAAGGACUUGUCGAACCUGUACAGCCUCGUGGCGGCGGACUCGAGGGAUAUCCAGACCGCCGCCUACCACCUUCUCAGCCGCGCCCUGCCAGCCGCCCAGGAGCAGCUGUCUCUUGAUGUUCUCUUGGACAAAAAAGAUGCCCAACUUCCGGACGAGCUCCUCUCCCUCCUGCUCGAUGCGCCGACGAUCGACGCCUACCCAGACGAGGUGCUCGCCAGCUUCCCUGCGGCCAUCCGCUCCUACCUCCUUACCUGGCACCUCAUCUUCGCCGCCUACCGCACGGCGUCCCUCAAGGUGCGCAACGACUACACGGAGAACCUUAAGAGCGCCAACUACGUGUCGCCGCUGCUAGAUUUUACUUUCGACGUGCUCGGCCACUCGGCCGCACACCCACUCAACCUCGACAAGCACGGCUUCGGGCCCGAGAGCAUCACGGCCUACGACAUCAAGCUCGCCGACACCGAGACCGAGGAGCGCAACAUGCAGUGGCUGCUGGUCAAUGUGUACUACCUCGUGCUCAAAUACGUGCCCGGACUCUUCAAGGCGUGGUACCUCGACUGCCGGUCCAAGCAGACGCGGAUCGCGGUCGAGAGCUGGACGGCCAGGUACUUCUCGCCCAUCAUCAUCGGCGAGAACCUGGACGAGGUGGCGCAGUGGGCCGCGGCCCAGGAGGCCCCCGCGGACGACGACGAGCGCGAGCUGCUGGUCAAGGUGAGCAGGCUGGCGCGCGAGGUGGUGGCCGGGUACGAGGUGGACGAGCUGCAGGCGUCGAUCGCGAUCCGGGUGCCGCAGAACUACCCGAUCGAGGGCGUGACGGUGGUGGGCAACAACCGCGUGGCGGUCAACGAGAAGAAGUGGCAGAGCUGGCUGAUGAGCACGCAGGGCGUGAUUACCUUUUCC
Messenger RNA from Thyridium curvatum, 4632 nucleotides. RefSeq lists its product as uncharacterized. The record is from RefSeq and is a predicted model, not a curated record. The transcript has 3 exons. NCBI's taxonomy places the organism in Eukaryota, Fungi, Ascomycota, Sordariomycetes, Thyridiales, Thyridiaceae. Gene Ontology annotation, cellular component: cytosol; RQC complex. Gene Ontology annotation, molecular function: ribosomal large subunit binding; ubiquitin protein ligase activity. The annotation marks the transcript as partial. Gene Ontology annotation, biological process: rescue of stalled cytosolic ribosome; ribosome-associated ubiquitin-dependent protein catabolic process.